Gekko japonicus is the source of this 3927-nucleotide messenger RNA. RefSeq names its product family with sequence similarity 65 member A (gene RIPOR1). NCBI's taxonomy places the organism in Eukaryota, Metazoa, Chordata, Lepidosauria, Squamata, Gekkonidae. The record is from RefSeq and is a predicted model, not a curated record. Bases 42 to 3131 code for a protein of 1029 amino acids. The transcript is spliced from 22 exons.
UCGCACUUCAGAGCAGGGGGUGCCCUGAACUCAGCCUCAGGAUGAAGAGAAAACGCAAAGGGAGACCCUUCCGGUGGAACUCGACAAUGUCGCUUUCGGCGCGGCCCCAGCGACGCAGCCUGGCCGUCAGGAUCAAUAGGAGCCAGUCAUUUGCAGGUGUCAAUUCUACCCAGGACAAAGGCUUCAGGAACUUCCCUGCAUUCAGCACCCCGACAGUCUCCAGGAAAUCUAGCUCCAGAGUCAGUAGGAUGUUUUCAAUGUCUCACAAAUCCCCUCCACCCAAGGUGCCCCAGCCAGAGCGACUUGAUGAGGUGUAUGAAGCGCUCAAGAAAGGAAUAACUGCUUACGUGGAGGUGCACCAGCUCGAGCUGGAGAAACUGAGCACCCAGAUCCGUGAAUCCAAGAGGAAUUCUCGUCUGGGCUUUCUCUAUGACCUUGAUAAGAUAGAUGAGCUCUACGAAGCCUACUGCAUCCAGCGGCGGCUCCGGGAUGGCGCCCAUAACAUGGUCAAGGCCUACACAGCUGCCUCACCCGGCAGCAAGGAAGCCCGCGAGAGUUUGGCCGAAGCCAGCAAAGGUUAUAAAGAAUACACAGAGAACAUGUGCUUGUUGGAGAGCGAACUGGAGGGUCAUCUGGGAGAGUUCCACAUCAAGAUGAAAGGGCUGGCCGGCUUUGCUAGACUCUGCGCUGGGGACCAAUACGAGAUCUUCAUGAGGUACGGACGGCAGCGAUGGAAGCUGCGUGGACGCAUUGAAGCCAACAACAAACAAGUGUGGGACAGUGAGGAGAUGAUCUUCCUCCCCCUCAUCACUGAGUUCUUGUCCAUCAAGGUGACAGAGCUCAAGAGCCUGGCCAGUCACGUGGUCGUGGGGAACGUCUCUUGCGAAACCAAGGACCUGUUUGCGGCUCUUCCCCAGGUGGUGGCCGUGGACAUCAAUGACCUGGGGACCAUCAAGCUGAGCCUGGAGGUCAACUGGAACCCUUUCGACAAGGAAGACCAGCCAUCGUCUGCAAGCACCGUGAACAAGACAUCCACGGUCAACAAGAGACUCUCCAUGUACAACCAGAGCCCGCCUGACACACCCUCAAUGCGUGAACAGGCCUUUUAUAAUAUGCUGCGGCAACAGGAGGAUCUGGAGAACGGGGCGGCCUGGUCCAUAUCUUCAGAGUCGUCUGACGAUUCUUCCAGCCCGCAGCUGUCCGGAAGUGCCCGCCACAUGCCUCCCCGACCUGUCGUGCAACCCGCAGUGCAAGCCACUGCACCCGCCAUAGAAAUUGCCUUUACGCAGCCUGAGGACAAAGACCCACCGGCCCCACAGGAGGAGGUGGCGACGGUAGCCAACGGCCACGUGCCCUAUGCCCGGACUCUUAGCCAGAUCAGCGAGGCCAGCGUGGACCUGCCGGUUUCCGAGGACAGAGGAUGUGCUGGCCCUCAAGAGAGAAGUCCUGGGGUCUCGCCUGCCCUGGAAACGAACUCUUUGGCCCAAGGCACAGCCUCCGUGCUGGACACUCGGAUCAGCGAGUGUGAAGAGGAGGAGGCCGAGUUUGCCGGGGCAGCUAGUGUGGCAGUGGAGAAAGAUGGGGACGUUGUUAGCCCGAGUCAGGAAGCUCCACAGCCUAAACCCUCGUUGACUGAGCCCAAGCCUGACUCAGUGGAUCUGCAGCCAGUAGGCGUCUUGGAGGUGCCGAGACCCAAACCUGUAGACUGUGGACUUGAGGAGGCUAUUGGUACUCUGGCCUCUUCUCUGGAUGACUACCGGGGACAGUUCCCUGAGCUACAGACGCUGGAGCAAGAGCUGAAGCACCUAGAAGAGAUUCUCUUGUCAUCUCUAAGUGCCAUAUUGGCUCCACGGCAACGGUACCUUUUGGGGAUAAGGAGAGCCAGCAGUGCACAGCCUGUGCCUUUGAGCAGGGUACCAGGAUCUGGCGAAGCCGCUGGUGAAGAAAUAGCAGGGUGCUUUGCUUCGGAGGGCAGUCCGGAACCCAUGAGCACUGGCAGCGAGUUCCUCGACAGGGCCCUGGUUCUGCAUUUGAAUUACUGCAAUGGCCUGCUGCUGAAACUUGGCAAUUUUGGACCACUACGCUGCCGGGAAAUGUAUGCGCUCGACAGGCUGGCGAGGGAAGCUCAAGUCCUGGGGAUGGUCUGCCACCUGGCGGAGGAAAGGUCAGGGACUGCCAAUUCGGCCGAGGAAGGCGGAUCCUACUUCUUUGGCAAUUUUGGACCACUACGCUGCCGGGAAAUGUAUGCGCUGGACAGGCUGGCUAGGGAAGCUCAAGUCCUGGAGAUGGUCUGCCACCUGGCGGAGGAAAGGUCAGGGACUGCCAAUUCGGCCGAGGAAGUGGUUCAGUUCUCCACACGGAAGGAGGGUAUGUUACCCUUCUGGGACAGCUGUGUGACCGUCCCUAAUGUGUAUACCUGCCCUGUGGAGCGGUUCCUAAAGACACUCAGCUCUCAAUACAUGGUGCGAAUCAACGAACGGCAGCAAGGCCUGGCGGAUUCAGUGUGCGUGAAACUGGUGGAAGAGCUUCUGCAGCGCAGGCUGCCCAGGCGCCAGGGGGGCUGCCAAGCGGAGCAGGUGACCAUCUUCCAGUACUGGAGCCACUUUGAGACUCUGCCUCCAUCGACGCUGGACUCCUACAUCUUGGAGCUGGCAGAGGAAGUGCUGCUAGCCCAGAACCUGAACUCUGACGACCAGGAUGUGGUCCUGAAGGCUUUGAAGCGCAUGCCUGAGAACCGGCUCCGCAAGGACGGGCUGAAGGCCUUGAGCCUCCUGCUUGUGGAAGGGAACAGCAAAGUUGUCGGGGCCGUGUCAGCGCAGCUGCGCACCCUGUCGGAGAACCCUGGCUUCCGGGAGAGGGCCCUGGUGAGUUACCUUGAACAGCUGGAGGACGAAGAAGUGCAGACACGAAUUGCUGCCUGUGCAGCUUUGGGCUGCCUUAAGGCCAAGGAGAGCAUUGAGCAGCUGGUGUACGUGUGCCAAACGGAUAAGGAGACUGUGCGGGAGGCAGCCAAACAGAGCCUGAUGCUGUGUGGGGAAGAUGGAAAAUCGGCUCACCGACGGCUGGAAGAAUCCCUCGAUAGCUUGCCACGGAUCUUUGCCCCAGGCAGCAUGGCCAGCACUGCGUUCUGAAGGGGGUGCUGCACUUGACUACCUGUGGAUCUGUUUGGGACCCAGAACCUUGCAUGCCAGAACAUCGAUCAUGUCCCACAGGCUCGGGGCCAAGCUGGCGUGCCACCAGCUGGGCGGUUCCUUGCCCCUCCAUCACGCCUACACAGCAGUAUUAGCACCACCCCGCAUGCUGCCUUAUGUGGAGGAUGCCUUGUGGGUAGCCCCCCCCCUCCACUGGCUGCUGUACUCACAGAGUUGACUUGAGCCCAGGGUAGUUGAAGUGGUCCCUUGUGGCUUGGCUUUUCUAUAGGGAGCCUGCCGGGUUGGGAGGGACUGAGAAUUUGGGUGCUGUGUUGUUAGCUUGGGGGUCCUAGCACCCUUUUCCUGAACACGGGCGUUGACGGCUGUGCCAGAACGUUCUUGGUCACUGAAGCUGGUCUGCAGCUCAAGAGAAGCUAUUUUGUGUGUGUGUGUGUGUGUUAGUUCUGCCAUCUCCUUUUGAGCACAUCCUGCAUCCACUCUGACAGUGAUUACUCCAGGAACCCGGUGAGGGGGGCCUUUUCCCGCUACCAGUGGCUUGUCCCCCUGAACAGCAAGUUCCUGUGUUCUGAUAGGGGAGAGCGCUAAAAUUAUGGGGGGAGGGCUAAAAUUAUGAGAGGAGAGGAAAGGGAAAGGUUGUUUUUAAUGAACCGUGCCAUGGAAAACAAGACAACGUGGAUGGGCCAACUCUGCCUCCUUUGGGGCUUUUUUAUUAUUUUUAUUUACAAUUUGGGGGUGUGUGCAAACAAAUGAAAGCAAAAGUCCCUUUUCUAUUAAA